UCGUGAUCAAGUUUUUUUUAAAAAAAAUAUUAAUUGAUAAAUUUUUCUCUUAAUUUUCAUUAAAUUAUUUUCAGUUUGGAUUCAUCAACUUGUCUAAUUUGUAAUUAAUAAUAAUUCAAAAUGACAGCAUUAGUAAGAAAUUAUUCAAAAUUUAUUUUAAAUAAUCAUCAAAAUCAAUUUAUUCGAUCACUUUCGACAAAAGCCUAUGAAUACAUCAAAACGGAAUUGAAAGGUGCCAAACAGAAUGUUGGUCUAGUAACAUUGAAUCGACCAAAAGCAUUGAAUGCUCUUUGCGGUGGUCUCAUGGAUGAAGUUGUCGAUGCUAUGCAACAAUUCGAAAAGGACAAAAGUAUUGCCGCAAUGGUGUUGACUGGUUCGGAGAAAGCAUUUGCUGCCGGUGCCGAUAUCAAGGAAAUGGUCGAUAAAAAAUUUGAUGAAGUCAUGUUGGGAGGAUUCCUGUCUCAUUGGGACAAAAUAACAUCCAUUUCCAAACCAAUCAUCGCUGCUGUUAAUGGCUAUGCGCUUGGAGGUGGCUGUGAAUUAUCCAUGAUGUGUGAUAUAAUCUAUGCUGGUGAUAAGGCUAAAUUUGGGCAGCCAGAAAUUCUCAUCGGUACGAUACCCGGUGCUGGUGGUACACAACGAUUAACCAAAUUUAUUGGUAAAUCUCGUGCCAUGGAGAUGUGUUUGACGGGUAAUCAGAUUAACGCUCAAGAAGCUUAUGAAUAUGGGCUUGUAAGUCGUGUGUUUCCCGCCGAUAAGGUUGUCGAUGAAGCUAUAAAAUUGGCUGAAAAAAUUGGUGAAAAUUCCAAAUUAGUUGUAGCAAUCUGUAAAUCAUCCGUCAAUUAUGCCUAUGAAACUACUUUAAAACAAGGUCUAGAAACGGAAAAGAAACUGUUUUAUAGUACAUUUGCAACGAACGAUCGAAAAGAAGGCAUGUCCGCUUUUAUUGAAAAACGCAAGCCAAAUUACAGUGAUUCAUAAAUUAAUUUUGUCAAAUUAUUUUAUUUUCAAUGAUUAUUAGUAGCAAAAAUAAAUGGAGUAUAUUUUUAAAGUGAUGA
Molecule: messenger RNA, 1058 nt
Organism: Dermatophagoides pteronyssinus (European house dust mite)
Lineage: Eukaryota; Metazoa; Arthropoda; Arachnida; Sarcoptiformes; Pyroglyphidae
Gene: Echs1
Product: Enoyl-CoA hydratase, short chain 1
Biological process (GO): fatty acid beta-oxidation
Cellular component (GO): mitochondrion
Molecular function (GO): catalytic activity
Source: RefSeq, a predicted model, not a curated record